Messenger RNA from Aspergillus chevalieri, 1905 nucleotides. Its product is annotated as fungal specific transcription factor domain-containing protein. Gene Ontology annotation, biological process: positive regulation of transcription by RNA polymerase II. The record is from RefSeq and is a predicted model, not a curated record. NCBI's taxonomy places the organism in Eukaryota, Fungi, Ascomycota, Eurotiomycetes, Eurotiales, Aspergillaceae. Gene Ontology annotation, cellular component: nucleus. The coding region runs from base 1 to 1905 and encodes 634 amino acids. The transcript is spliced from 3 exons. Gene Ontology annotation, molecular function: transcription cis-regulatory region binding; DNA-binding transcription factor activity.
AUGACUACAAGUACAAGCCCUUCAAUCAAACUGCGCUUCGUCAACGACGAUGAAAUCCGUAACCUCAAUGCAGAACACGCAGCUAAGCAUCGACGCUGCUUAUUCUCUGACACACAACGACGACAAAUGAGCGAUGAGCUCAUUGAUGCAGUUGUGGCUCAGGACCAAGAUCCGGGUCAGUUUAUGUUGGACUUGGAGCAGGACUGCCUAGAGACGUAUCCGAAAGCAUCACAAUCUUUUGAGGUAUUUCGAGGACCUUUUGGGGUUGCUAGGUGGUUGGGAUCGGUAGAGGAAGUUCACGAUGGGGAUAGUGAACUAAUUGGUUUCGAUGCCACUGACGGUGAGGAGCCAGAUGAAGACUUGACACGAUGGCUUCUGGAUACGAGUCCUGGGGAUAAUAUUAGGAGCACCGAGGAUAUGUUUGUCGACUUGUUGCCAGUUUCUCCAAUCCCACAGACAAGUCCACCACGAGUGAACGAAUCUCUUAAUGAUAUUGACUUGGGCACGCCCAUAUCACUGGACAACCAUCGCAUGACCUUCUCAAUUAAUGAAGACCCAAAAGCUUGGUUACUCCUCUCAUACUAUCGUGAUCGAAUUAUUCGUCUCAUAUCCCUCUGCCAGCAACAACAUCCGCAACAUGACGAGGUUAAUGAUCCAUGGAGCAACCUAGUCAUGCCAUGCGCCAUGACAACAAUGGCAGAACUAACAAUUGGAGGAUCGGCAAACAAUGCGCGUCUAGCACUCUUGAGUGCUCUUCUAGCUACCAGUGCAUUUCAUCUCCAGAAUUCGUCCACCACCUUAACAGCUGAGGAAUGGAUGGUAGCCGGGGAAGAGUAUACGGCGCGAGCAAGGGGAUAUCUUGAGACUUGUCUUGGGAUGGACAAGAGCAAAUGCAAGUAUAAAGAAGUGCUAAUGGCGAUAUUGUGUUUGGCAAAUACUUUUAUGGUCAAAGGAGAUCCGGAUACACGGUUAACGUAUCUACUUUAUGCUGAGCGAUUCAUCCGCGCCAAUGGUUUCAAUAAGCCAACCCUUUCCCGGAAACGUCGCACUCUGCAUCACUACUAUGCUUACAUGCGUAUAAUGGCCGAAACAACCAGAUCAAGUGGCCAUCUUCCCAGCACAGCUUCUCCAAGCGCGGACAAAGGAAGUGAAGAUGACAAUGAUCAAUUCCGCGUAUGUCGCUGGACAUCCCUUUCAGAAAGCAUGAUGGGCAGGGAGAAAGACCCCGACACAGCCAGACGCGAUCUUCACCUCGAGGUUCCCGGGAACUGGACAUCAACGCUCUUCCCGGAGCUGUAUGGUAUUGCAGAGUCGUUUCUAUUAUUGCUCUCACAGGUGAUCCGACUCGCGAAUGAGCGGGACUUGGCCAUGGACCAAGACGAAAACCUCAGUUUGAAAGAAUUUACACUUCGAGCUAAGGCGUUGGAGAAGAGCAUCUACCGACUUAUUUCUUCAUCUGCGUGCGGACCUGUGUCUUCGCCAUCUGCGUCAUCUACUUCCACAUCGACGGCAGAUGAAAAUGCGAUGCAGGCAAUGUACACCGCACUCCUCAUCUUCUUCUACCGCCGCGUACACAAUGUCGAUGUCAUGCUGCUGCAGCGCGAAGUCCUCACCGUCCAGGACUACUUGAUGCAGAUCGAGCAAGCCCAAGACAGUACCAGAGGGAAUGGACGGAUGGUGGCGCUUAUGUGGCCCGCUUUUGUGGCGGCUUGUGAGGCGCUUCUACCCGAAACGCAGGGAUACUUUGCAGAGUGGUUUGAGGAAUUGUUUGCGAAGACGGGGCUAGUGUCUGUUUCGUUAGCGAAGGGGGUAUGUGAGUUUGUCUGGGCGAGACGCAGGGAACAGGACGGAUUGAGUUGGCCGGAGGUGUUACGGAAUAGGGGAGUCAAGGCCCUGUGUACAUAA